Molecule: messenger RNA, 1175 nt
Organism: Notothenia coriiceps (black rockcod)
Lineage: Eukaryota; Metazoa; Chordata; Actinopteri; Perciformes; Nototheniidae
Product: carbohydrate sulfotransferase 15-like
Exons: 4
Coding region: 228-929 (233 amino acids)
Biological process (GO): hexose biosynthetic process
Molecular function (GO): N-acetylgalactosamine 4-sulfate 6-O-sulfotransferase activity
Source: RefSeq, a predicted model, not a curated record
GAUAAAGGGAUGAGGGUAGAGGUGAGGUAGUAAGGAAAAUGGAUAAGGGGAAGGAAAAGGGUGUCUGUAUAAGUAGAUUAGCAGGUUAUCUGAGGCCUGGCCUGGCUCCCAAAUCUUUGUCAAUUUAUCACCCUCAUGUGUUCAACAUUCAAUCUCAACUUUUAAUGUAUUAUGCCUAAAUGUCAGCACUUCUUGCAUUUUAAAUGAACUGUUUUUGACCCGAGGUGAUGCUUAGACUCUCCAUUGUCCUCACAGGUGAAGCCAGUGCUUCCACGAUGUGGGACAACCAGGCCUGGAGCUACCUUCCCUCAGACAGGGAGGGGGCCAUGCCCCCCUUCCUGGCCCAGGACUUCAUCCACACAGUCCAGCCUGGCGCCAAGAUCCUCAUCAUGCUUAGAGAUCCAGUAGAAAGGUGUUGUGGAGAAAUCCAUCGACUUUAUUCGGACUAUUUGUACUUCAAGAUCGCCAACAAGUCAGCAGAGGACUUCCAUCAGAAGGUCGUGGACUCUGUAUAUCUGUUUCAGUCCUGCCUGUCUGAGGGUUCACUUCGUUCGUGCGUCUACGACACCAGCCUCUCCAACUCUAUGCCGGUGAGGCUACAUUUAGGGAUGUACAUCAUCUUCUUUCUGGACUGGCUGACAGUUUUCAACAGAGAGCAGAUUCUAGUUCUUCGACUCGAGGACUACGCAGCCAACCUUGAAGUGACAAUCAAGAAAGUCUUUGAUUUCUUGAGUGUAGGCCCUCUGUCGCAGCAGGGGGAGGCAGCGCUCACCAGACGGCCCCUCUCUAACACCCGGAGGACAGCCGACAGGAACCUGGGUCCUAUGCUUCCAGCCACCAGAGACUUUCUCAGGGAAUUUCACAAACCCUUUAAUCAUAAACUGGCCAGUGUGUUGGACAAUAAAGCCUUCCUCUGGAGUAACACCUGAAGGAGCAUGGACCAUUAGUUGAUGGUUGUGAAUGAGCAGACAGAAAAGAGGUAAAGCAGGACUUUAUAAGGUAAUGUACAGCUGGAGAACUCAUACACAGUGCAUAGUUGUAUAUGGAGUUAAAUGAAGGUCUGAUUUAGUGUAUGGGUUUUAGUUGUGAUAUUUAUUUGAUCUUGAAAGAAUGUGAGUGACUCAUUGAGUCAAGAAGAUGUUAAUAAAAUAAGAUGAAUUUGUGUUUUAAUUUGA